AUUCUCCAUAUUGAAGUUCGCUCCAUUUAUUUAUUAUUUUUUUAAAAUUUCAACUUGCUGAUCUGACUGUAUAUAGUUUCGCCAGUUUCAGAUUCUCCGUUACUGACAAUCUGAAUGUGUAGCUGAUAAUCUCAGCUAUUCUCUCUCUUGAUCCUUCGUAUCUCUUUUUAAUUAACCGUUAGUUUGUGCAGAGACUUAGGUGUUUUGAUUGGCUGCUUAAAGAUGGGAGUAGAAAACUACCAUGUAAUUGAGCUUGUAGGUGAAGGGUCCUUUGGGAAGGUGUACAAGGGGAGACGGAAGUACACAGGCCAGACUGUUGCAAUGAAAUUUAUCAUGAAGCACGGAAAAAGUGAGAAAGACAUACACAAUUUGCGCCAGGAAAUUGAGAUUCUAAGAAAGUUGAAGCAUGAGAAUAUAAUUGAAAUGCUUGAUUCCUUUGAAAGCCCACAAGAGUUUUGUGUUGUUACAGAAUUUGCACAAGGUGAACUAUUUGAGAUUCUUGAGGAUGAUAAAUGCCUCCCAGAAGAACAAGUACAGGCAAUUGCAAAGCAAUUGGUGCGAGCAUUGCAUUACUUGCAUUCAAACCGCAUCAUCCAUCGUGAUAUGAAGCCACAAAACAUUCUUAUUGGCGCUGGUUCUGUUGUCAAGCUUUGUGAUUUUGGGUUUGCACGUGCAAUGUCUACAAAUACUGUGGUUUUGAGAUCCAUAAAAGGAACUCCUCUAUACAUGGCUCCAGAGCUGGUACGGGAACAGCCCUACAACCACACUGCAGAUUUGUGGUCCCUUGGAGUUAUAUUGUAUGAAUUAUUUGUUGGCCAACCACCAUUUUAUACAAAUUCAGUAUAUGCACUCAUUAGGCAUAUUGUCAAGGAUCCAGUUAAGUAUCCAGACGAUAUGAGUCCAAAUUUCAGAAGCUUUUUGAAGGGACUGCUUAAUAAGGUGCCACAAAGUCGACUCACUUGGCCUGCCCUUCUUGAACAUCCAUUUGUUAAAGAAACCUCAGAUGAAUUGGAGGCUAGGGAGUUGCGUGCUUCAACUGUUCUGGUCAGGGGAUGUGAUGCAGCAUGGAAGAGUGAAGGAAAUGCUAAUCAAACAUCUAGUGGUAAAGGCAAUUCUCCAGUUGCUUUUCAGAAGAAUAUUGCACCAGGCUCACAAAGUGAUGCUCAGUUAAAUAAUUCUAACACAACACAAGGCAAUUCUUCACCUCAUGAGGAAUUCCCAGGAUUUGCAAGUCCUACCGAAGUUAAGCCAUCAGGAAACCAAGUAUUGAACAGAUUGGAAAAUAACUCACGCACAGUUAAAGGUGCACUAACAAUUGGUCAAGAUGAUGAAGCAGUAAGACUUAUAUUGCAACCACUCAAAAGAUGGUCCAAAGGACCCAAAAAUAUGAGGGAAGAAGAUGUUCUUAAUUCAAACCAGUCGCUGAGAAUUCUUUCAAACCUAGUUGCAGCAGGUGCUACUCGUUCUAGUGAGCUGCUGGAUGUAAUAAUACCUGAACUUCUUGAUUUCACAGCCACAAUAGUAAGCUUAAAGUCUUCAGAACUCAAUGACCUAAUAGUAAAGGGUUUCUCAAUUAUUAAAAUGCUGGUUGACAACAGUGGAAGCAGCAUCUCCACUUCAUAUUUCACGCACUGGGUUGCCAUAGUGGAAAUUUUUUCACAGGUUGUUUCUUCCAAUGAAGAUACUUCUGGAAGGGUUCUUUUUGAGUCUACUGCUUGCAUCACAAUUAUGUUAUCUAAAGUAGCCCAGGAUCUUAAAGCAUCCCGAACUCCUGCUUCUGAGACAGUUUCUGCUCCCGUGGUUAAUGAAACACUGAAACAGAUAUUAGACCAUGCUAAAACAUCUGGUUUAGUGGACCAUUUGUGUCUCUGUUUAGCAACAUCAGGCGCAAGUCUCAGUGCUGGUUCUUCAAAUAUGUUACAUGCUGCAUGUGAAGCAUGUAGGGCUUUGUGGUCACUGAUAGACACACUGGAAAUUCAUUUUACAAAGGAAAAUGCUGUCCUAUUUCCUCUCAAUGCUUUCCGGAGUCAUUCUUUACUUCGGCUUGACAUCAGGGACCCUGACAGAGGAUCACCAGUUGGGAUGGAAUCAGCAAGAAUAGUUGAUGCAGUGACAAGAGGGUUUCUCCGAUCAAAGGCUGUGCAGUUUGCUAUUAAUCAUUGCCUGCAUCAACGGACAGAAGCAACAUUGUCUGCUGUUGUUCAGCUUUUAUCAAGGUGUUGCCUCCGUAGUGGAAUUGUUCCAAACAUACUUUGUGGCCUGCCCAGUUCCCUCCCUGUUACUACUGUUGUCAGUGGUGGAGCAGAUGGCACUGUUGUUGCAGAGAUAUUCUCUAUAUUAUCUCUAUGUGCUUCGUCUUUAAAUAAAGAUCAACAAAUGGGCGAAACAAAUAAUGUGAAGUACAAAUGGAGCAAUCCUUGUGCCCUAGUCCUGCAUUCCUGCCUUCUCCUAGCAACAGUUGCUCAAUGUUUGAAGUCAACUUCAAGAAAUUCAGCACUGUUUAUGCUUACAACCACCCCAAAGAAGCAGCUUUCUCGACUCUCAAUCCUUGCACAUCACUUCUCUUCGGAUGAUAGAAUUAAAGCAUCUGUUCAACCUCAUUGUGCAUCAGCCAUGCUUGCUCUAGCAUCCAUUCUAUCCCUUGAAAGUGGUGCUUCUGUUGAGUCUUCCAUCUCUGAAAUUGCAGUACCUUUGAUUCCUCGAGCUGCCUCACUUUGUGAUCACCUUAAGAUCACAUCAGGUAAUUCAGAUGAAGUCUGCUUUAGUGACUCAAAUAGUAUUCUCUCCUAUUGGCAUGGUCUUAGGGAUGGAUGCGUUGGCUUGUUAGAAUCCAGACUGAAAUGGGGAGGACCAUUAGCUGUACAACAGAUGAUUGCCAGUGGUAUACCCCUUCUUCUUAUUGAUUUACUUGCCAAUGGUGAUACUCCUCAAGAAAUUGACAGCACGAGAGAUCGAGUAGGGUUAUCACCUACUGGAGUUGUGUCAGCAAUUUCAUCUAUAUGUCACUGCCUUCCGGGUGGAGUUUUAACUUUUCGUCAGAUUUUGCUUAAGAAUGAACACAUGAAGCUCAUCUGUAACUUGGUAUUCGAUGUUCACCUCAAGCUUGUGAAGUGCUGGGGUGGACCUGGUGGAGGGAAGGAUGGAGUUAGGGAUUUAAUAAAUGCAGUAAUUGAUGUCUUAGCAUUUCCCUUCGUUGCUGUACAAAAUGCUCCUAGUUUGCCCUCUGCUACUGCUUCUGUAAACAGUGGGUUUAUUCUUAACAUGGGUUCCCCAGGUGGGCGAGUAUGUAUGGAAGACAAAGAAAUGGUGAAAGCGAUCGAGGAAGAAAUGGGAAAAUAUAUAAGGAUCCUUCUAGAGGUUGGGGUACCAGUCAUUAUACUUCGUUGCUUGGAUCAUAUGGAUUUUAAAGAUUUGGGAAGGCCUGUUGCUUUUUUUGCCAAAAUGAUAGGACAUCGGCCCCUUGCAAUUCAGCUUGUGGGCAAAGGUUUGUUGGAUGCAAACAGAGUGAGAAGGCUGCUUGAUAGCUCAUGUCCAAGAGAGGUCACACUGGAUGUUUUGAUGAUAGUUUCUGAUCUAGCUCGUAUGGAUAAGGGUUUCUAUGAAUACAUUAAUGGAGCUUCCAUGUUAGAGUUCCUCAAAGAAUAUCUCACCCAUGAAGAUCCCAAUGUGCGUGCCAAGACUUGCAGUGCUCUCGGCAACAUGUGUCGCCACAGCUCCUACUUUUAUACUUCAUUGGCAAAGCAUCAGAUUAUUGGACUCCUCAUAGAUCGAUGUGCUGAUCCAGACAAACGAACGAGGAAAUUUGCAUGUUUUGCGAUUGGUAAUGCUUCCUACCAUAACGAUGUGUUGUAUGAAGAACUGAGGAGAUCCAUACCACAGUUAGCAAAUAUACUGCUUUCAGCUGAGGAAGACAAGACCAAAGCGAAUGCUGCUGGUGCUCUAAGUAAUCUUGUUCGCAAUUCCAACAAGCUCUGUGAAGACAUUGUAUCAAAAGGAGCCAUGCAGGCUCUGUUGAAGUUGGUUGCAGACUGUUCAGUAGUGGCCUUAAACCCAAGUAGGAAAGAUGCAGUAAACGAGUCUCCUCUAAAGAUAGCUCUAUUUUCAUUAGCAAAAAUGUGUGCGCACCAACCCUGCAGACACUUUCUACGAUCAUCAGAGCUUUUCCCAGUGAUCGGCUGCCUUCGCCAAUCCCCAGAAUCCACCAUUGCCAAUUAUGCCUCAGUUAUCAUCAGCAAAGUUGGUGAUGCUACAGGUACGACAGCAUUACCAAAUUGAUAUUAUAAUAGAAGCCCUAUUGUCUUUAAGAAAAAUUUUCCACUAAAUCACUAAUGGUGAUUAUAGGGUUAUUCUGAUUUAAAAUUUGGACGUAAAGAGAGAUCAAUUAGUAAAAUGUGAUUGAAACUAUAGAUAGUGUAUAGUAUAUAUAUGUAUGUUAGUAUGUAUUGUGUUUAUAUGAAUUGAACACUCAAUCUACCAAGAAUAGUUGAACCUCUAAAUUUAUGCCA
Messenger RNA from Mangifera indica (mango), 4505 nucleotides. Its product is annotated as serine/threonine-protein kinase TIO-like. The coding region runs from base 223 to 4275 and encodes 1350 amino acids. Gene Ontology annotation, cellular component: cytoplasm. Lineage: Eukaryota; Viridiplantae; Streptophyta; Magnoliopsida; Sapindales; Anacardiaceae. Gene Ontology annotation, biological process: protein phosphorylation. The record is from RefSeq and is a predicted model, not a curated record. Gene Ontology annotation, molecular function: ATP binding; protein binding; protein kinase activity. The transcript has 23 exons.